AUGAACACCAAGUAUUUGAUUGUUGCCGUGUUGUUGGCUCUUGUUGCAAGCGCUUGCCUUGUGGUCGCUCAAGCGGCAGACACUACUGCACCAACCGCACCAACCACACCAACCACAGUCCAAACUGAGAAACCAAGAAGAGCACAAAGACAUGCCACUUCAUCCGUUCGUAGAGUUCGUGGAGCAGCCUCCCAAUCGGCAACUAAGGUUAAGGCUCAAAGAAAGACUUCUGCCCGUAAAACACCUAUCAAGAGAACUACCACAAAGAAGGUAUCAGCAAGAAAGGUAACCACGACAGCAAAGAAAGUACCAGCUAAGAGAAUCACCAAGAGAACACCAACAAAGAGAACCACCAAGAAGAAAUCCGCUGUAAAGAAGGCUCAAAGAAAGGGAACCAAGAAAGUACAACGAAAGGGUAAAAGAAAUGCUGGCAGCAAGCGUACUCGUCGUGCGAGAUCAACAAAAAGAAGCAAACGAGCACGUAAAUGUGUUUGCGGACGAGCCACCAGAAGAGCAAAGAAGACUGCUGCUAAAAGAACAACAAAGUCCACUCCAAGAAAGAGGGCACCAAAAAAGACCGUCAGGAAAUCAGCUGCUUCUAGAAAAACAACAAAACCUGCAGGAGAAACCCAACCAGUGGAACCUGUAGCAUAA
Messenger RNA from Naegleria lovaniensis, 654 nucleotides. RefSeq lists its product as uncharacterized. The record is from RefSeq and is a predicted model, not a curated record. Bases 1 to 654 code for a protein of 217 amino acids. The transcript has a single exon. NCBI's taxonomy places the organism in Eukaryota, Heterolobosea, Eutetramitea, Acrasida, Naegleriidae.